AUUGUUGCUAUAAAUAAAUAAGACACAUUACCGGCCAUAUUCUUCUUCUUACAUUUCUGAUCAAGAUAAUCAGAAUUCAGAUCCAAAGAAAUUCUACUUCCAAAAUCUCACUUUCUGUUACUGUAUUCAUUCUCAUUCACUCCUCUAUUUCGUAGUGCAGAGAAAGAAGAAGAAGGAGGAUAAACCCUUUGUUUUAUGCACUUGUGCUUCGUAAAACCACUGGCUCCACCGGAGAGAUAGAUUGAGACGCGUUUUCUGUUGAAUAUAAACUCAUUCUGCGCGCUCAAUUUUCCACAUAGGUGUUUACAAAAGAAGCAAAGUUUGAGGCUGAAGAAGAUUAGGUAUGUUCAAGUUAUCUCCUAGGAGGAGUCAGAGAUCUAAAGGCUUCAAGGUGAAGCAUGCUUUACAAAUAUGUGUUCUUGUUGGUGUUUGUAUCUGGUUGGUUUACCAAAUUGGACACUCUCGCCAGAAAAAAGUGUCAUAUGUGGAGAAUACAAAAACUGGCAAUGAGGUUAUUAAGUUAGGGAGGAAGAACCUCAAUCCUAUUGUGAAGGAAACUUCUGUUAUAGAUGCAAGACACAAGGAAGACGAGGAGGAAGAUGAACAAGACAAUAAGCAUGAAGAUCCGACCAAAUUGGAUGAUGUUAGUGUCGUGGAUGAUGAUUCUGAGCAUAAAGAGGAUCCGGGAGUAGACCAAGAGAGUGAAGAGAGUUCUCAAAAUGCUAAAACUGACACUGAAGGUGAACAGCAUGUGGAGAAAGAUGAUGAAGAGAAUGAUAGUACAGACAACAAGGAGAGUGAAAGUGCGGUGAAAAUGAAUAAGGAACUAAAAGAGGAAGUUGAAGAGGACAAAGAAACGGGUGAAGCUAGUGAGGAAAAGAGUAAUUUAGAGAAUGGAGAGAACAAAGAGGAGGAAAAGAGUAAUUUAGAAAAUGAAGAGAACAAAGAUGAGGAAAAGAGUAAUUUAGAGAAUGAAGAGAAGAAGGAGGAGGAAAAGAGUAAGUUAGAGAAUGAAGAGAGCAAAGAUGAAGAAAAGAGUAAUUUAGAGAAUGAAGAGAACAAAGACGGAGGGGAGGAUAAAGAAAGUGGAGAAAUUAGAGAGGAAAAGAGUCAGCAAGAUAAUGAAGAGUCCAGUGAAACAGACACCAAAGGUAAGGAGAAUGAAGAAAGCAAGCAGAAUGGAACCGAUGCGAAGGACCAAAUGGAGGAUAAUCACAAGCAAGAUAGUAAAGAAGGGACGGAGGAGAACAAUGGAACAGAUGAGAAAGAAGAACAUGAUAAGAUUCAGAAAGAGACUUCAUCUGAAAAUCAAGUUCAGGAUGGUGAAAAGAACAACGAGGCUAGGGAGGAAAAUUAUGCUGGAGAUAAUGCCUCAAGUGCUGUGGUAGAUCAUAAAUCGGAAGAAGUUUCGAAAGAAAAUGAUAAUAACAACAAAGAAGAGCAGGUUGACAAAAAGGAAAAGAAUGAGCCUGAGCUGACGUCUCAGAAAAAUAGUGACGAAAAUACUGAAUCCACUGAUUCUACUGCUACAGGAAGCAGCCAGGGAAAUGAGAGUGAGAAUAAUCAGGCCCAGACCGAAAAUGAUUCACAGAAGAGUUCUGUGUCAGAGUCAGAUAAACAGAAUCAGGAGCAGAACAACAACACCAAGGAUGAUGUACAAAAGGAAGAUUCAUCGUCGCAGAAUGGAAAUGACUCAACUGAAAAACAGACUGAAACAUCAGAUGCAACUUCUAAGGAAGACAAUUCCAGCACCCAAAAUACAACGCCAAAAACUGAAGAUUCUAAGUCAGAUGCUGCUGGGGAUCAGGCUGAUUCCACAACUACAUCUUCAUCGGAAACUCAAGACAGCAAUACAAAUAAUAGUGAAUACAAGGACACCACUAAUGAAAACCCAGAAAAGAAUUCUGGCCAAGAAGGAACACAAGAAAGUGGUUCAUCAUCCAACACAAUUGAUAACAAAGAUGCCACUGGCAAUGAGGCUCAACUCACUACCUCUGAUACAUCAUCAGAACAAAAGAAAGAUGAAUCCUCAAGUAAUUCCGAAUCUGCACAGAAUAACAAUGCAAACUCGGAUCAAAGCAACACGAACAAUGAUGAAAGUGCUAAUGGCAACAAAGAUUCUAGCCAGGUCAGUUCAUCUGAACAAAGUGGAGAGGCAAACACAAACACGGAAAACAACAGUGAUUCUAACCAGAAGGACUCAAACAAAAAUGAAAGUACCAAUGACGGUGGAAAUGCCUCAAAUGAUGCCAAUGAAAACGAGAACGCUGCUCAGAGCAAAACUAGUGAAAAUGAAGGUGAUGCUCAAAACGAAUCAGUGGAGUCAAAAAAGGAGAAUGAGGAAUCUUCUCACACCGACGGAGAUAACAGUUCUAACUUGAAUGAUCAGGGAAGUUCUGAUACUUCAGUCGUACAUGAUGAUAAAGAAUCUCGCGUAGAUUUGGAAACGUUGCCAGAACGCAGUGGAGAAAGCAAUCACAAUGAUAUUUCUUCUGCAGAAUGAAAAGUCAAAUGAACCAAUUGUAUCUUGCUUCUACUUCUGAUCCUACUUUAUUUUGUUUCUUUUUUGUUGAGCCAUGUAUUCGUUACUUAGCAAAUAUGCUAUCAAGUUUUCUUUUAAGAGGAUCAGAACAAGAAUUUAGAUAGUUAUAGAAUUGUAUCAGUAUAAAAUCAUUUAAUGUUUCAUAUGUAACUCAGCACUCUUUCAUGGAAGAAUAAUUACCACUUUAAA
This is a messenger RNA of Vicia villosa (hairy vetch), 2731 nucleotides long. RefSeq lists its product as uncharacterized. Bases 344 to 2503 code for a protein of 719 amino acids. The transcript is spliced from 2 exons. The record is from RefSeq and is a predicted model, not a curated record. Lineage: Eukaryota; Viridiplantae; Streptophyta; Magnoliopsida; Fabales; Fabaceae.